Molecule: messenger RNA, 1081 nt
Organism: Lolium rigidum
Lineage: Eukaryota; Viridiplantae; Streptophyta; Magnoliopsida; Poales; Poaceae
Product: fructokinase-2-like
Exons: 3
Coding region: 71-1081 (336 amino acids)
Biological process (GO): fructose metabolic process
Cellular component (GO): cytosol
Molecular function (GO): fructokinase activity
Source: RefSeq, a predicted model, not a curated record
UCCAUCUUCCUAGCUUGAUUCCUAUAUUCCAGUCGCGUUUCGUUCAGUUCCGUUCACCUAGCUAGUUUCGAUGGCUCCCCUCGGUGACGGAGUUUCCCCGGCAGCGGCUGCCGCCCCUGGCCUGGUUGUCUCCUUCGGCGAGAUGCUGAUCGAUUUCGUGCCGAAUGUGGCCGGCGUCUCCCUCGCCGAGUCCGGUGGAUUCGUCAAGGCGCCCGGCGGCGCGCCCGCCAACGUCGCAUGCGCUGUCUCCAAGCUCGGCGGCUCCUCCGCCUUCGUCGGCAAGUUUGGCGACGACGAGUUCGGUCACAUGCUGGUGGAGAUCCUGAAGCAGAACGGCGUGAACGCGGAGGGCUGCCUGUUCGACCAGGACGCCCGCACCGCCCUUGCCUUCGUCACCCUCAAGUCCAACGGCGAGCGCGAGUUUAUGUUCUACCGCAACCCGUCGGCCGACAUGCUCCUCACAGAGGCUGAGCUCAACCUGGACUUGAUCCGCCGCGCUCGCAUCUUCCACUACGGAUCCAUCUCGCUCAUCACCGAACCCUGCCGCUCGGCACACGUCGCCGCCAUGCGCGCCGCCAAGGCUGGUGGCAUCCUCUGCUCGUACGACCCCAACGUGCGCCUCCCGCUGUGGCCCUCGGCUCAGGCCGCCCGCGACGGCAUCAUGAGCAUCUGGAAGGAGGCCGACUUCAUCAAGGUGAGCGACGACGAGGUGGCCUUCCUCACCCAGGGAGAUGCCAACGACGAGAAGAACGUCCUUUCCCUGUGGUUCGAGGGCCUCAAGCUGCUCGUCGUCACGGACGGCGAGAAGGGAUGCAGGUACUUCACCAAGGAUUUCAAGGGAUCUUUGCCCGGCUAUGCUGUCAAUACCGUCGACACCACUGGCGCAGGGGACGCCUUCGUUGGAUCGCUUCUCGUCAACGUCGCCAAGGACGACUCCAUCUUCUACAAUGAGGAGAAGCUUAGGGAGGUGCUGCAGUUCUCGAACGCGUGCGGGGCCAUCUGCACCACGCAGAAGGGAGCCAUCCCGGCGCUCCCCACAACCGCCGCCGCCCUGGAGCUCAUCAGCAAGGGGAGCAACUAG